AAAAUUAUUUAAAAAAGUAAAAUUAAUUAAUGCAUGCCUGUAAAGAAAUUAAUUUUUUAAGAGAAAUUUAUGCGCAAAUCCUUUAAAAAUAUGUGCGGUUGCGCGUUAUGGUGACGAAACGAAUUGAAAAAAAAAAUUAAAAAUAUUUAUUUUUAUAAAAACGCAAAAACAAGUGAAAUGCGGUGAAAAUAUGUUUCAAAUAAUUAUGUAUAAAAUGUGUUCUAAAAAAGUGAUCGAUUUUCUGUACGAAAACGAACUGCCGCAAUAGUUUAACAGUGCAAAGUGCAACAGGUGGCAAGUGUCAGCUACAUGCAACAAACCUUUUAGUAUAGAAAACUACCUACGUUGCGGACGGUAAAAUACAAUAACAGUAUUUUAACAACAAAACAUCGUUAAACCAUUCAAAAAAGUGUUAAAAUGUGAAGAAAAAAUUCUCAAAACUCAGAAAAAAAGUUUCCACGUGUGUAAUGUUUAAUUGGAAGUAAGUGAAGUCAAAAAAAAUGUACGCCAACUCAAAGACAACAACUAAAACAAAAACAACAAAGACUAACGCCAAUACCACUGCCAACAAUACCAAGAACAACAACAAUAGUAGCGCGUGCGAAGGUGUUAAAAACGUUGAAAUUGAUGAUUCAGGAAAUAGAAACAAUAGCAAUAACAACAAAACUGCCACACUCAAUACCUCAGCAACACACAAAAGCUCGAAUAGCACCAAGCCAGCUGAAACUGAUAACACGACGAGCACUGCCAGCAGCGUUGGGCCACAACUUUCGCUCUUCGAUCAGCUUAAGAAUAGCGCAAAUCUCAAUAAUAUAAAAUGCGGCAACAACAACAAUAAUAACAAUAAUAACGAAAGCGAAAACGACAGCAUCUACAAAACGAAAACGCCCAAGAACCUCACAGAAUGGCGUAAAUUCGCCGAAGAUGAUAGCAGCAACAACAGUGCGUCGAGCAGCAGCAGUGGCGGUAGUAGCAGUAGCAGUAGCAGUAGCAUUAAUAACGGAAUUUGUAAUGCACACAUACUAAGUGAAAAAGACAGUUUCCAACAAAAGUUUAUUGCCGCUGUUUUGGGCAAAAGCAACGCCAGCAGCUGCCAGUUGAAAGCAACAAAAAAGGACGCCACACAAGCGGCCGCCAAAAUCAGCCAUGCAACGGUUAAUAGUAGCAAUAACAAUAAAAAUAGUAAUAGCAGCAAUAGUGCACAAAGUAGUCUAAGCAAAAUGAACAGUAAAAAUAUUGAUGCGAAGCUGCCCGCCACCGAAAAACAGAUAGCAGAGCCUUGUGGCAACAUACUCGAUCUCACGCUACAGCCCGCGGCUAAGCGUAACAUGAAUUCUAAAGCACCUGGGAUGGUAACACCCCAAAAAGGGCAUCACGAGAGUAAAGUAAAUAGCACGACAACUGCAAUAUGUAAGAGCAGUGAGUUAAAAAUAAACAGUAACACCUCCACAGAGAGUGUAUGUGACAAAGCUGCUGACAGCAAAUUGACCAACGCAACUACAAACGCCCACAAUAACAGUAAUGAGGUGGCGAGCGGUAACAAGGGGACAAAUGUCAAUAAGCCUGUCAAUAGCAAUGCAGGCGACAAUAGCAACAGUAACACUAAUUACGUGUCAACAACGUCAGUUGGCGUGAGUCAACAACAGCAACAGCAGCAGCAGCCAGAACAACAAAGGCCACAAAUAAAAUUCCCAGUGCCAACACUGCCACCGCCCUCCUCCUCAUCAGCAACUAAAGCCGCUGCCGAUAAGAAAAGCUCCAACUGCAUUAACAACAGCGUCGGCGUUGUGCGGGGCACUAAACGUUUUGCUACUGCCACCGUCACAUCAGCUGAAAGUGUUGAGCCAUCAACCGUCAACCCCUCAAAUAAUUUCCCCACACCUGCCUCGACGGCACAUUACUUUGCGCAGAGUAAGCGUCAAAAGCAAACUGCAGCCGUGGCUGCCGCAACAAAUAGUUCUGCACACUUCGCGGGUAUACUUAGUGAUCAACAACAAAAACAAUAUAUGGACAAUUUACGCGCUUUACUCGAUACGGAAAAAUUGAAUUCGGUUUACGCGCGUCAUCAUCAGCCGCAGAGUGCCAGCGAUCUUAAAGCUGUCGUUUAUUCAGCACUGACGAGCGCUUUGUGUGGCGGUAAUAGCGCCACGGCUACUGCAGCUAGCAAGCUUUUGGCAGCCGCCAAUCAAGCUAAGAAGAAGCGGAAGAAGAAACGUUGCACGGAUCGUUGCGAUUCAUCUGAGUCUUCUGACAGUGGUGUCGUGAUAUCACUGAGCAGCACAGACUCCAGCACUGGUUCCAGUGAAGAUGCUUCAGAGCCGGGUUCACCAUUUAGCCAACACUCAAUAAGUGGCGACGAUCAGCAUAGUAAUUCGCCCGCCAAAGCGGGGGGUAAGAACUACAUAGAAAGCCAUCGAAUCAUGCCUCCACAGACAACCAUUUUGCCAUCGGCGAGUAGUAGCGCCAACAGUUCACAAAGUGCGAAUGGAAGCGUUAAUGCUUCAAGUAGUGGCACAAAUGUUCAUACACACACGGUCGCUGGAACGAAUAGCAAUAAUAAUACUAAUAAUAAUAGCAACAACACUGCCAAAAUAAAACAAAUACAGCAACAACUACAACAUCAGAAGAAUAAUAACACUGCCACAACACGUAAUGGACUGCCUACACUACAAUGGCCAUGGAAUACUGCGCCAAGUAGUAGUACUACAGCAUCAUCAAACACAUCAAGCACCACACAAUACAAUAAAAAACGUGGCGCUGCUACCGUGACAUCCGCGGAUAAUAGCUCAGGUAAAAAAGCACGAAAUAGCAUUGCUGAAAGUGCAUCAAGUGGUGUUUCCGCGGCCGCAGCCAAUACUGCUUGUGGGGCUGCUAGCGCUGCAAAAAGACUGAAAGCGGCCGCUUUGGAAGAGUCGCAAACGAAAAUCACUGGUUACUUCAAGUCACAAAUGAAAUCGCAAAUCCAUCAAAAUAACAUUGCCAAGCGCAAUAUGGAUGUAUUGAUCGCGGCAUGUAGCUCAGCAAGCGCCGCUCUGAACACAACAUCGCUAACGAUGAGCGCACCUGCCACUACGGCAUCAUUGAAUAAAUAUUUCAACAUUUUGGAGCAGUUAAAGGAAAAUAACAGCCACAAUAGUGGUGGCGCAAGUAGUAGCAGUAGUGUUACCACACAAAAGCCAACUUUAGUUCCAACAUCAUCACCAUCAUCUACGUCGACGUCAUCAUUAAAUAGUAAUAUAAUAGCACCACCGCCACCACCAACAUCGACUUCUAAUGGGCCAGCGUCAUCCACAUUUGUAUCUUCAGGCUCCGGCGCAGGAGGUCUCAUUUCACUCACGCCCGCUGCUGCAAUGGCACCGAUGCCAGUGCCCGCAUUGAAAAAGAUCGAACGCAGUAAACCCACCAAAAUCGCACAGGUUGCGCCAAAUUUACGGAAAACACCGUCCGCCUCGGGUAACUACCAUGGCGGCAAUGGGAAAUCACCAGCGAAGAAGCAUGUCGCCAUCGCGCCGCGUACGCCUGAAAUGAAACAACAGCAAUUGCAGCAGCAACAACAACAGGCGGCAGCAAAAGCCGAAGCGGCUGCAGCGAAACAAGCAGCGGCAACAGGCGCUCCACAGGCCCAAACCACAACACAGGUAACCGCAAAUCAGCCAGCCGUUUUACUCACUGCCAUACGUUUGCCUACUCAAGCAACAAAUACACAAUCACCAGCGGCGCCUACACAGCUGAAGCAAACUGUCUCUCCGCCGAAAUUGGCUCCGGUUGUAAGUGCGGCUGCUCCAACCACAACAACAGCUGCGCCUACGACAGCACAAACGCUUUAUCAACUACCCGCAGUCCAACUGCCAAAUCUAGUCCAAUUGCCACAGCUGUUGGCGGCCACCAAUGGUGCCAAUAUAAUGCAGUUGAACAAUGUUGCUGCGGCGGCUAAAAAUGCCAGUCCUGCAGCGGCUGCCGCAGCGGCAGCGACCUCCGCGCAAGCAGCACAGGCCGCAGCCGCACAAUAUUUCCUCAAUGGCACUGUCUUCAAGUUACAACAGUUUACAACAGCGACUACAACAACGGCAACGUCGGCGGUGGCUGCCGGUAGUGCUGCUGCCACUGCGAACCCGUUUAACUUGAUGACUGCCGCAGACCUGCAAGAGAUACUUAUUAAGCAGCAGCAACAGCAACAGCUGCAAUUGCAGCAGCAACAAAAAGCUGCAGCUGUCGCUGCUGCAGCGGCUGCUUCUGCAACAGCUCAGGCGACCAAUGCGAGCUUCCAGGAAAUAUUUCAGCAGCAAAUUGCCGCCGCUAUUGCCGCGAAUCAGCAGCAACAGCAGCAGCAACAAUUUCAGCAACUACAGCGAUUGGGCGCAGCAGCAGCGCAGCCUGUUUUCAUGGCAACCCCAGCAGGUCUCAUAUUAAAUGCUGCUUCACUGCCGGCUAUGUUAGCCCAGGCAGCAGCAGCAUUGGCUGUGAAUACCAACCAACAGCAGCAACAACAAAAGCAAAUGCAAAUGCAACAGCAGCAUCCGCAGCAGCUGCCCGCCCUCCAACCCAUACAACAGAACGCGUUGCCGGCGUUGAGUUCCAUCUUUGCGAGUGCCGCGCAACAGCAGCAGCAACAAUCUCAUUCCGCGCAUGAUCAACAUAUUGACUUCCAGCAGCAGCAGCAACAGUUGUUGGCAUUCUUGCAACAACAGCAACAGCAUCAGCAGCAGACGCAAUAUAUAACAGCCACACAGCCACCUCCACUCUCAGCGGUAAACUCGUCAUCGGCACAAAGUGGUCCCACCGCCGCGUCUUUAACGCCACUGUCUAUGAAUGCGACCACCGCGACGGCGUCACCAGCAAAUAGCGCAAACACUGCCAAAUUGGCAAUAGUAAAAGCAACUACUGCCUCCACAGCGCCACAGUUUACAACACUUAAUUCUCAGCCGCCACCUUUGGUCACAAUUUCACAUGGAAAAUCUCGCGCGACGCCCAUAGCGCCGGCUACAUCCAGCAGUGCCGGUGGAAAUAUCAACACUAUGGCGAACAAACCUGCCGCACUCGCUAAACCCUAUCAGAAGCGUGUGCCCAAGGUAGCACCUGCGCCGGUACCGGUCGCGCUAGCACCCAAUAAAUCCUCGCUUCCGAGCACCAAGGCGAAAAUCACGUCUGGCGGCAAAAUAAUUGCCACGCCCACAACGCCGCCACCGUUGGUGCCAGCACUCAGCAGCAGCAGUAGUGGUAGUGGUAGUGGCACAAUUGCUUCCUCAUCCACCAGUCGCAACGCGCCGAUAGCGAAACAAUUGUUACCAGCCGUUGGACCGCCUACGCCAGCUCUUAUAAGCAUUGCACCUGCACCAGCCACCAAUACAACAACAAUCACUGCACCAAACGGCAUCAAUCCAACAGCUGCCAUGAAAUUGUCGUCACUGCCGCCACUUGCGCCCAAACCAAGCCCAACAGUAACGACGUCUCAGGCGACAUCUGCUUUGGCAAAUGUGUCAGUGCCAGCAGCACAGCUAGCUCCACCCGCAGUUAAAGGGACAACAGUAACCAUCACUGCAGCUACGACUACGACAUCUUCAACACCUGAUCUAUUCGACUUAGUUAAAAAUUCGAAUGGCGCCAUCAGUAUAACUACUCCAACCACAAAUACAAGCAGUGGUAAUGUCACCAAUAAUACCAAUUGCAGCAAUAACGCGUUUAGCAAGUGCAGCUCGCUGCUGCCUUCAUUCUGCCAUUCAUCGAUGUCUUCAUAUUCAUCCGCAUCGUCGCCUUCUCGUUGCUCCUCAAUCCACACUCUAAUUGGUGAGGGCUUUUGUUCGAAGAUCAAAGAAGAACCCAUGGACGAAGUGGCCACUGUGCCCUCAGCCAGCACCUCCGACAGCGGCAUCAAAUUGGAAAGCUUUAAUGUCUCAACGCAUAACCAAAUGCUACCAGCUGAUAUUAAAGUUGAACUCAUGGAAGACACCACAAAAAUGUACCCCACUACCAGCACGGUCGGCGGUAUAACGCAAUCGAAUGAAUAUUCUUCAUAUUCGUUCAGUUCGCACUCGAAUUCCGUCUCCUCGGCCGCCGAUCUUUCGCUGGAAGCAUCCACCCCACCGUCACUCUCUUCCCUGUCCGCCUCUUGUUCCUCAGCACCGUCGCCAGCACCCUCGUCAUCAGCGGGUGCAUCACCGCGCAAUUCCCCGCCUCCAUUACCGCCAACACAAGCAUGCGAGUCCAAUUCAGCAUCGCUCAGCUGUGAAUCGUCCGCUUCGUGUGUCACUGCUGCUACAGGCCGAGAUAUGCUGAGUGAAAUGGUGACAUCCUCAUGCAUAUCGUCCAAUCUCACUUCUGAAAUGUCGAAUUCGGGCGAUGGUACAGUCUCGCACGAAAAAUCGCAUACAACAUUACUGGAAGAUAUUGAGAAGGAUGCCAAUGUGGAUGACGAAAGUAGCGAAAAACGAGACUUGCCAACCCCAGAAUCAGGCAUUGGGGGCAGUUUGACGGCCAGCGAAAGUAGCGAGUCCAUUGUGAGCACAAUCUCAAAUAACAGCAGCAAAGCUGAAAUCAUUGCCAAUAUCAUCAACUCCAUAGACUCGAAUUCGCCGCCACCCACACCACUCUCCACCGAUAGCGCUGGUAGUGCUGAAAGUGCCAGCAACAUUACAAAUUGCAUACUUGCCGCUAUUGCGGAUAGUAAUUCCAUUGCCAGCAAUGUAGCAGAGUCGCCAAUCUCACCACCGACGCCAGGCAGUACGAAUGAUUUGAGCAACGCCGCUAGUUUGUCGGAAACACUAACAAGUUCUACCUCAAAGAGCGCCGUACCCACAGUAUCUAGCUUGCCCACCAGCAUUGAUAAUAGUAACUCCAAUAGCUGCACCAGCAGCAGCAAUAGCAGCGUGAGUGGCGAACCACAAUCAAUCGUUGAUACUAGCAGCAGCAACAGCAGCAAUUGUUUCAGUUCCAAACCAACACUGAUCGACACCAAGCUCGCGGAGUCAACCAGUGAAUUGUUGCCUAAGUCAGCCAUCUCACCCAUACUAUCACAACCUAAGACUAUACGCUUCCCUGCCGAAACGGGCGGCUUUCGGUAUGGACCGAAGGGUGCCAAACGACACGAUGGUGUCUGCUACUGGGAUAAAUGUAAUAAGAAGCAUGACAGCUGCUCCAAACUGUUGGAUCACAUGCAGACAUUGCACGUCAAUACGCAAACGGGUCCAUUCUCUUGUCUAUGGGUUGGUUGCAAAGUAUACAAUAAGGAAUCUUGCUCGCGACGCUGGCUGGAACGUCAUGUGCUGUCGCAUGGCGGCUCAAAGCAAUUCAAAUGCAUUGUGGAAGGUUGCGGUCUGCGUUUUGGUUCACAGUUGGCGCUGCAAAAGCAUGUUAAUAAUCAUUUUACUGCAACCGAAAACAAGGAGAGCUCAAAUAAGCGUACCUCAGAUCCACCUGUGCCCAAGCAGCUGCGUAAAAAUGGCAAAAAAUUGCGCUAUCGACGUCAGCCUUUCUCAGCGCGCAUGUUCGAUUUCUUUGAUACCGGCAUAAUGGAGGGUCUUCAACAUCGUCUGCGACAGAUAAGCAUCCUCACCAAUGGUACCAAUGCAAUUACGUUCAGUGGACAAAGCAUGAUGCGCCGCAAAACACUACAAGGCAGUUAUGAAAGUUUUGUGCGCUGGACACCGCGCGAAAUUCUCGCGGAUGAAUGGGUGCCUUCUUGCGAUGGUCCAUACACUAAAACGGUUAACAUCAAACGUAUGCGUCCAGCAGAGAAGAUAAAGGUGGAGAGUUUACUGAUGACCGCCUACAAAUUGCCCUACUCCACAAAUCUCUUCGAUGAUGUUGCUGGUGAGGAUGAUGAGGAUGAGGAAGAGGAUGAUUCCGAUGAUGGCGAUGAAGAGGAUGAAAAUAAUGAUGGCGAAGAAACUGAAUUGGCUACAUUGGUGGAAACGGUGCGUAGCUCACAACAAAACCAACAACAACAAAGCGUAAUUGCAAUUUCCCGCAUGCAAAUACAGCAGCGGCGUAAGCAUACGCGUAAGCCAAUAAAACGUAUACACUUGGAUAAGCCAUUGAACGUUUAAUUAAUUGCGAAAUAAAAAGAGAUAAACAGUUGAAACUGUGCUAACUGAGCUACUCAAUGAUCUCCUACAAAGAAUUAUAUGCGUGCCGCUGUCUGUCCUCGUACGUGUGUGUUGCUGGUAAUUCGCAAGUCUGCAAUUGGAAUUUAUUUUUAAUUUCUUUACGCUUUUUACUACAAACGUAGCAACAAUGCAGCGAUCUUACAGAAGUUUAGCAUAUUUAGCAUUAAUUAUAGUAUUUUUUGGUUUAAAUUUAUAAAUAUAAUUUCAAAUUGUUUAUGUACAACGUAAGUGCGCGUAAAUUUUUAGCGUAUAAUCUACAUUUUUUUUUUAUUAUAUUUUAGAAUUUUUUCAUUUUAUAAAUGUAUUGUAAAAAAAGUAUGAGCAUACAAAAGCAACUUAUGUAAAUAAAUUAUUGUAGCAUAACGCAUAAUUAAUAUAAAAUGAUAUUUAGCAAUAAGUAAUAAAGCGCGUAUAAUGAUUUCUCUUAUGAAUAAUAAAAAUAUAGAGCAAGUUUAUACUAAGUAAAAGCAUUACAUUUAAACAUAAAUCUAUACAUUUAAUUUUAUUUCAAUUAAGUUGUAAAAAUAUAUUUAUUUUAAUAAUUCUUUUUUAUUAUUUUUACUUGCUUUAGCAAAAUAUUUUAAAAACUUGUUUAUAUUUUAUAUGAUCAGCUUUCUUUUUAUAUUUACUUUGGCGUUAGUUUUGCGCUACAAUUUUAAAUUUAUUAUUGUUAAAUAAGUAUAUAUAAGUUUGUAUAAAGUGUCUGUCGUAAGCUGCUGAUUUUUGGAAUUAAUUUUUUUUUUCUUUAUCUUUACAUAACUUUUGCUCUAUGCGCAUUAAAGGUUUGAGUAGUAGCGCUUGGACUUUUUUAGAAUAUAAUUGAAAAUUUGUUACAAAAGAAAAAACUAAACAUAUGAAUAAAACUCAUUCAUAAUUGUAUAAAAGGCUUUGAACAAAUAUGGCACAUAUUUUCAGGCGCAAAAUACGUCAAACCACUCAAAAGCUUUUUUAAAAUUUCAAACGCUUACGGCAAAGCACUUUAGCAAAACCUUAUCAAGCAAUGCCAACCAGCCAACAGCAUAACAUAAUUAUUACAUUUAUGUAUGCAUACCACUAGCCCACCACCUGUUAUAAGUGAAAAGUUGCAAAAAAGAAAAAAAAAAUAAACACGACAAAAAUAAA
Ceratitis capitata (Mediterranean fruit fly) is the source of this 9224-nucleotide messenger RNA. RefSeq names its product zinc finger protein jing (gene jing). Lineage: Eukaryota; Metazoa; Arthropoda; Insecta; Diptera; Tephritidae. Bases 501 to 8042 code for a protein of 2513 amino acids. Gene Ontology annotation, biological process: regulation of transcription by RNA polymerase II. The record is from RefSeq and is a predicted model, not a curated record. The transcript is spliced from 7 exons. Gene Ontology annotation, cellular component: ESC/E(Z) complex.